CUUGACUCGGCUCGGCUCAUUUGCAACCCUAACUACAGCUUUACAGGCUUCUUUCCAGUGUGUUCUGUUACUCUUCGUGUCUCGUAGCUGUAACAGGGUUGCACAUGGCAAAGCAAGUUCUUGACGGUGAGUCAGACACUUGUCGACUUACAUAUUUUCUUUCUUACUAUUUUGUAAUCUGACCUGUAAAGUUUUUGUAUAUUUGCCUUAUAUAUGUUGCUUUUCUCUUCUGGGAUAACUAUGACAAAAGAAUAAAAAAAAUCAUGUCUAACGACGAAGUUUUUACAAUGAUAAAUACAAUUAAGCGAUUAGAGUCGUUGCUAUUGUUUAAUUUAAUACGAUGAUCAUCAGUUCAAUCAGCAUAGAACCAGCUCUAAAUUCUAAAAAUUACUUGAAGUAUUUAUGAUGAAUUCAGGGGCGAACCACCCAUUUUGAAGCGCAAAAUGACUCCUUAUAGAUGCAGCUAACACACAUCUUAUUGGUGAACAAUGUAAAUAUUUGUGUUUCUACUUCUUGCAUUAUCGAUUUUUCCGUUCCGUUCUAACAAAUAUUACAAUAAUAAAAACUUAUACGUAGUACAGUCAUACACACUGGGUUCCUACACAUACAAUAAAUGUCACACUUUUGUCUAAAACCAUUGGCGCAGAUCAUGGUGGUGGUUGACAAUGUGUGGACAUAAUUAUGUAGAGAGCAUAUAAUUUCUUUGUUUGGAAGCCAAAUUUGGCUACGCUCCACAACAUCUUUUGGAUACCUUUUUCUGAGGAAAAAUGCACAAUAUUAAUAAACGUCACCCACAUUGGCCUUGGUGUGAUGAGUUGUUAGGUUGUUUUUGAAGUUUGUUACAUAUAUUGAAAAAAGAAAACCUCUAGCAUGUCCAUUUCCUGUGCAGCAAGAGAGCUUUCACUGUACAUCGUGACCCAUUUGUACUGUUUCGACUUGGAAGGGACUUGGGUGUGGGCGGCUGUUUGGUGAGGAUUCAUUGGAAACGGAUGGAACUGGCUGAGUGAGUUGGAUUUUUACCAUAGUUUGCUUCUGGUUGGGGUUCCUUAGCUUCCCCUCGCACGUGUUGAUCACACGGCGGCUUUACUCGCCUUGGGGUUGGCAAACUGUAGCUUCUAUUUGUCUUUUCAGGGAUGGGAGAGAUGCCCGUUCCGCUCAGCUUUUUAGUUAAUCGAGGCUGAGCUCUGGAUGAGGCAAGUAAAGCUGAUAAACUUGAGGAGACUAAGUUGUUUGGUGGAUUUAAGUACCACGUAGCUCCUUUACUUUGGGCCACUUAUUUAACCUACCUGGCACAGUUCUCUAUACCAGAGAAGUCUUCUUGCAAAUAAUGGCUCUUUAUCUCCCCUCAAUUUGUUUCCCCAACAACCAAAUCCACAGAAAUCGACUUUCAUUUUUCUCAUCCCUUUCUCUCCCUCUCCUCUCCCAACUGCGAGGGUGCGACCGGACACGGGAGCAUAUUAUGCCGAGACAAUGAACGCAGGAAUCCUACCAGUUACAGGUUUGUAAUACUUUGUUUUCCUAGGUCUGAUGUUGAGUCUUUUGUGGUUCUGAUUUUUUUUAUUCAUUCUAAUUCAUGACACACUAUGAGGACCCGGCGACGCCAACAACAAAGAUGAGGGGGGUUUAUUACUGUCGUUAAAGGAGUUGCCUGAUCUCUCAAUCUUUUUGUUACGGUCGCAAGACGGUUCAGAGGAGAUUUAGAUCCUGAGGUUUGUGUUUCUCUCAAUCUUCGUAGGAGAUGACCGGAGUUAGAAGUGUUCAGGAGAUGGGCUUGGGUGGACCAGCGAGGAACCAGCAACCUCAAGAUCGGUCGGUUCCAUUGAUGGUUUCAGGUGAUUGUUCAUCCUCUUCUGAUUUGUCUGUUUUCCUCACAUUCUUCACUUGAUUCAUUUUCUCAUUCUUUCUUUCUUUCUUUCUUUCUCAAAGGGUUGUUUUUUAAAUUUCUUUUCAUUUUUUUAUUAUUCUGCUACUACAGCCAUUCGAAGAAGCAAAGGACGGAGCUUUGCAUAAGAUUUGAUGCACCAUUCAGCUGCGAGACUCCCAUUGGUAAGUCUUUCUUUAGUUGUUGUUGAUUUGUUCGAUUCCAGUACUUCUAUGCGCCAGAUGUAUAUUCUUUUCCUUUUGAUGGAUCGGAGACUAUUGAUGUGUUCUCUUCUCUUUCAUCUGCCACUUGGAGAGUCUAGGUUGCCAAUUGGAUUUGAGGAGUGCAAAGACAGAUCAGAGAAGAGGCAGAUCCGUGGGUUUUCAAUGAUGUUGUUUCAUCUAUUUUUAUAGAUUGGUUUGUUCUAUAUCUUCCUUUCUCUUAAGUUUUGUUUUAGAAGCUUCUUAGGAGUAGCUGCAACUGUCAAGUUUAUUUCUUCUAGGUAGAAUGGUAGGCGAACUUAAGCAAAAAGAUAGCAAUAGAAGGGGAUUGAUCGGCGGGUAUUCACGAUCUGCUGCUGGAUUUGUCAAUGAAUUUGGGGCACACAGAGGUAUCAAAGAAUUCAAAACUGUCUCUGGAUUUGUCAAUGAAUUUAAGGUACCAGCGCUGAUUCCAUUGAAGAAUCGAGUAGACAUGAGUGGUGUUCUAUACAAUAUGGAGAAGAAGCUUAUGGUGGCCUAGGCACUGGCUUGGUUUCAUGUUAUUUUAUAGUGUUUUCUCUUUUCAUGGAUGGUUUGUCUUCUCUUAUUCGCCAAUAGGGGUCUGUUUGAUCGUUUUAUAGAUGAAAUUUUGGUGACGUUUUGGUUUUAGGGAUCCCAAUCUUCCAAGUUGUUCUCUGAAAUCUUUAACUAUGUUGCUUCUUGAUUCUCUCCAUUUUUGUCUGGGUUUGUUUUUUAUUAAUUGCACGCUGGACUUUUGGACGACGCUGAAGUGGUACAAUUGACCAGAGUAAAACAAUCGGGAGUUGUUCACUUUAGUUAAAUCUUCUGUACAAGUACUUUGAAUUCUGGAAUUCAGCUGGUUUGUUCUUGCUGGUUUUGCCAUGUUCAUUCAUGUCUUAUAAACAAUAAUUGAACCACAAAAUGGAAGAAUACAGGACAGAUCUCGGU
Messenger RNA from Linum trigynum, 3030 nucleotides. The record is from the annotation of a GenBank genome assembly. Lineage: Eukaryota; Viridiplantae; Streptophyta; Magnoliopsida; Malpighiales; Linaceae.